Messenger RNA from Thalassophryne amazonica, 5362 nucleotides. RefSeq names its product wingless-type MMTV integration site family, member 10a (gene wnt10a). The transcript has 4 exons. The record is from RefSeq and is a predicted model, not a curated record. The coding region runs from base 368 to 1606 and encodes 412 amino acids. Gene Ontology annotation, molecular function: frizzled binding; cytokine activity. Gene Ontology annotation, biological process: cell fate commitment; multicellular organism development; canonical Wnt signaling pathway. NCBI's taxonomy places the organism in Eukaryota, Metazoa, Chordata, Actinopteri, Batrachoidiformes, Batrachoididae. Gene Ontology annotation, cellular component: extracellular region.
UCAUUUCGUGCGUCUGCGUCUCUUUUCGGAUGUUAUAUAGUGCAAAUACCUUGGCGGGAAUACGGGCACGUACACGGAUGUGUGUUUGUGAAAACGCUCAAACUGACGUCCCUCAAACUUGCAGCACUCUCCUCCAUUCAGUAAAGUGAGGGACUGAUGAAACUUUUCUUGAAUGAGCAUUCUGCCGCUGGCUGGCACAUCUGGACGCAGGCUGCUCGGAGCUGUCAUCCAGCCGCCAACUUUUAUCUGGAUUUUUCCCUGUGAUGGUUUAUUUUUUCUUCCUCUUCUGAAAAAUCCUCACGGAAUCUUUGCGUUUAACAAACUGUUGUAUAUUUAAUUAAAAACAAAGUUUUAAAAAAGGUACAAAAUGGAACGCGCAAUCCUCCGCACGGCGUGCGUCUUGGUGGUCAUCUGUGUCCUAGAAAAAAGGGUAGACUCUAAUGAAAUCUUGGGUCUGAAGCUCCCCAACAUCGAUCCCAUCCUGAACGCGAACACGGUGUGUCUGACACUGCCGGGGCUGACACGACGCCAACUGGAGGUGUGCAUGCGCAACCCAGACGUGACAGCAUCGGCUAUCCAGGGAAUCCAGAUUGGUAUUCAUGAGUGCCAGCACCAAUUCAGAGGUCAUCGGUGGAACUGCUCCAGCUUGGAAACUCGGAAUAAAAUACCCUACGACAGUGUGGUCUUUAAAAGAGGUUUUAGAGAGAGUGCCUUCGCCUAUGCUAUUGCAGCAGCAGGUGUUGUGCAUGCAGUGGCCAACGCCUGCUCUAUGGGCAAACUGAAGGUAUGUGGCUGUGACGAGAAGCGGCGUGGUGAUGAGGAGGCUUUUCGAAUCAAACUGCUCCGCUUGCAGCAGGAAGCCAUCCACCGUGGCAAGGGUAUGGUCCAUGGUGUAAUGGAGCACUAUCCCACUGAACUGCCAGGAAUCCAGGAUUCCUGGGAGUGGGGCGGCUGCAGCCCUGAUGUGGAAUAUGGAGAGAGGUUCUCACGGGACUUCCUGGAUGCUCGUGAGAAUUAUAAAGACAUCCACGCUCGCAUGAGGCUGCAUAAUAACAGAGUUGGAAGACAGGUGGUCAUUGAUCACAUGAGGAGGAAGUGCAAAUGCCACGGGACAUCAGGGAGCUGUCAGCUGAAGACCUGCUGGCAGGUCACGCCAGAAUUCCGAGCAGUUGGUGCAAUUCUUAAAGAUCGUUUCCACAUUGCCACACUCAUCAAGGCCCACAACCGAAACACUGGUCAGCUCGACCAUUCCCACCACAACCAUUAUCACCACCAUCGUCAUCAUCAUCACCACCAUCACCACCACCAUCACAACAACAACCACCACACACAUCGGCGGAGGCCAAGCAUAAAUGAGCUUAUCUACUUUGAAAAGUCGCCAGAUUUCUGUGAGCGGGACCUGGUCUCGGACUCAGCCGGCACGCAAGGCCGGAUCUGCAACAAGACUAGUCCCGGCAUGGACAACUGUGAGAGUCUGUGCUGCGGGAGAGGCCACAACAUCCUGCAACAGACACGGAGGGAACGCUGCAACUGCAAGUUUCACUGGUGUUGUUAUGUGGUCUGUGAGGAGUGCAGGAUAACAGAGUGGGUCAGUGUCUGUAAAUGAAGAAACGUACCCAGAUAUUGUGCACGAUAAGGAAAAAACAAUGCAGACACAUUUAAAUUGUGAUUAUUAUUUUGAAUGGGGGAUAUGACUGCAAUAUAUGUGCCCCAUUCUUUGUUUGCAUUGGAUUAUUUUAUUCCUUUGCAGAACAGAAGAAGACAUUGUGAAACUUUGAGGCCAGGUAGAUAUGCAUGUUGCUUGAUGCCUUCCUCUUGAGAAAAAUGACCACAACUGCACCAACUGAUUGUCCGAAAACUGAAAUAUUUAAAUGGACACCAAAUGGAUUCAAAUGGUUUCUGCUGAGUGACAAGCGACUGCAUGGAUGAAUGAAGAAGAAGGUGAGCGUAUGCAAGAGCUUGCAGGAACAUCAGAACAAUGCUUUAUAUCACUGUUGCAAGCCGGGAAAGGAAACGAUGAUGUUGUAUGCUUCUCUAACCCUUCCGUAACGAAACAAACAAAUUGCACAUUGCAGUCCCUCCGAUGAUGCAAUCAUGAUGCAGAACAUAAACACAGCGAUGUUCCACAUUACUCACUGUGUCUGCUUUCUGAUACAAGAGUCACCGUGCACUGCACAAGAUUUGUCACAGAACAACACACAAGGAUUUUUUUGUGAUGUUUACGAAGGGCAAGCUGCAACGGUUUGUUGUUUCUGCCAGUUAUCAUGUUACAGCUGGAAUAGAUGAAUGGAAAUCAAGGGAUCUUCCACAUGAACUGACACAAUUCUAUCAGUAUUAUCACUAUGCUGUGUGUUGUAAUAAUACAUAUAUGAACAGUGAACAGACACACCUGAUUUCAAAACAUUUUCUGACAUACCUGGUGAGUUUCAGCAUGAAAACCUCACUCAGAAUGAAGCAAAGCAACAGAGGCUUAAAGAAAGGGGUCAUAUUGUGCAAAAUAAUGUUGAGCUGUCUUUUACAUGCAUCCCCACAGUCCCAUGAGCAUACUUGUAGAAAUGAUAAAAAAAAGAGAUAAAAUAAAAUAAAACCAGACACUAUAUUUGGGCCAAAAUUUGAGGAUUCCUAAAACCUAUAUACAGCACUGUAUGUCCAUCCUAUGUCUGUGCUACGUUGUCUCUCAUUCUUUAGUGACACUUUCUCACUUUCUCUCUCACUUUCUCAGGUCUGAAGUGGUAAAUCAGAACUAUGAGGUGAUACAAAUAUGAGAUUAUGGGCCAUAAUAUGAGAUAAUAAUUAAUUAUAAUGGUGCUGUAUGUUAACUCAUGAUUAUGGGACAGUUAUUCAUAAUUAUGACACAAGGUUAUAUAUAAAUUAUUUAACAUUAUUUCACAAUUAUAACUUAGCAUCUCAAAUAUAUUACAUAGGAUCUCACAAACGUAUGUCUAGUGGCCACUAGACAUAGGCUUUGGAAACAAAACAAACUGACAAACAAUGUCAUUUCAAGUUUUUAAAACUACACAGGUGUUAAGAGAAACAGAGAGCAAGAGAAGCGCCUCCUUUGGCCACAUUAUGCGGACAUGCAGCCUUCUUAUUUGACUUUUACAACGUAACUGCAUGUUUGUUUUGUUCCCUCCCCCUGCCUUUUUCUGUGUAUGUCACUCUGAUAUGAGUGACCAUGUUUAAUAUGAGAGAUGCUCAUAAUGACUCCAGCCAAAAUAAGAAUGCACAAUUUUACAUGAGUUAUGCAGUAUAGUGAGUGAACAUUACUUACAUGAAUGUAGGUGUGCGUAGGUGUGUGGAAAAAUGGUGACUCUACGGGAUCCACACAAUAUGGUAGAUGCAAUUAGAUGUCUGAUAUCAUAAGUGAUUAAUAAUUGUGAGUUGCACCAGCACCAUGAUGUAACCACUAGUAAUGUGCAGAACCUAUGUGUCGGGUGGGAAUAGAUGAGCUUAGUCAGAAAAUAUUGCGGGUGCAGGUGGGACGGGUAAAAAGGGACAAAUUAGUAAGUAAUUAAUAAUAUACAGAUAUGCUAUAGGCUAUUUAAAUGGUGUAAAACAGGCUAAGAUCUGAUUACUUCCAUCUUCUCUUCCCAUCUUCCUCUCGCAAGUGUGUGAGAGCCAGAGGACGCGCUCUGGGCUGCUUGAUAUUGUCUGCAUUAAGUAGUGUAACCUACAUCUCACAAUCUCUCUGCACCCAAUCAUGAAGACACCCUUGUCUAUUGGAGGGAUUGCCAUUUUGAAUACCCUCUCCUCUCCAUGCUGGCUAAAGCAGAGCUGUGUAUCCAGUGCAUCCAGUGUGAGUGUUUACACUCCAUCACCGGUCGGGUCUGGUUGGGUCAUUAUUCAUAUGUUUUGCAGUGCAGAUUGGCUCCCUUGAAGGAUCGGGUGAGUGUAGGUGGUUAAGAAAACAAUCCCUGACCUGGGCAUCACUAGUAACCACUGAUAAACAACCAGAAAAGAGUUAUUUAUUUCUCUGACUUAGGACAUUUGUGUGUGGAAGCAUUCUCUCUCUCUCUCUCUCUCUCUCUCUCUCUCUCUCUCUCUCUCUCUCUCUCUCUCUCUCUCUCUCUCUCUCUCUCUCUCUCUCUCUCUCUCUCUCUCUCUCUCUCUCUCUCUCUCUCUCUCUCUCUCUCUCUCUCUCUCUCUCUCUCUCUCUCUCUCUCUCUCUUUCUCAUUGCCAGCUAUGCCAUUUCCUAAUGAGUCAUCAGCAUCCAUGAACCAUAUAGCAGGUGGCAGGAACAGCUAUGGGCUACCGCAUAUUUUCCCAAGAUGACGGCCAUCAGGUGUUGCAAAGACUUUGCAUCUGGCCCGUCUGUCUGUCUGUCUGUACUCAGCAUUAGUCCAGUCCUAUUCCUGCCAGGGUCUUCAAAUUCACAGGGAGCAUUCUUGGGACACAGACCUUGGACAAGUUCAAAGAUGGCUAACCUUGACCUAUUCUAAGAAGUCACAAGGUCUCAUUGUUUCUUCACACUCUUUCAUUGAUUACAUGCUCAUACAGCCGAGGGUACUUUGCAUUCUAUAUUUUUUGUUUGAUCUGGUCCAUUAAACUUCACCAGAUGUGAAAAUGUUUGUACUCAUUAUAUGCCCUUUUAAUUUGAUGAGUUGCAAGAUGAUAGUACGCAUAUAUUCAGUAUGAGUUAUUAUGUUAAGUCCAUUUUGGAGGGUACAUGAACUAUGACCUAAUUUUCAUCAAUAGGAGAAAGCACCUCUAAAGAAUAAGUGAAACAACUUAGUGAGAUUUUCUUUUCAUUUCAGUUGAGUGAAAUGGGCUUCAACAUGCAUCACAGCAGUGUAUGUUGUACUUUUGGCUGCACACUUAAUACCUGUUUUAAGACAGUAUCAGCUUGCUGUAAUGCUACAUAAUAUGACCCCUUCAAUAAUAAUAUUUUUUUUUUUAAAUGAACACAAAUCUGUUGCAGAAUGAGACAAAGUAAUAUAACUGUGUUAUGUAAGGUUGUAUUUGUGAAUCUCUUCCAAGUUUUUACAGUUGUUUUGAAGCAUUGUAUUACAAUCUGUGUAAGGCUUUCCAGGUUAGAUGUCUGUGUAAUGUGCUGUGUUACAUGAAAUUUCACCAGCAUAACUCUUAUCACAUUCUAUAGAAAUUCUGACCUAUAUUUUCCAAAUAUCCUCACAUUUCAUCUUCAGCUCAAAAUUGUACAUACAAGAAAAAAGAUGCUACACAAUAAAAUUUAAAUGCUUCAGGAAACUGAGUGCAUGUCAAGAGGUUUUAGUUCAUACACAUUAUAAACACAUGAAGCUGUCAUCAAUCCUAAUGUUUCCUGUAUUGUAAUAUAAUGUGCUGUGUGCAACACUGUGAGCUCUUUGUAAUAUAUCUGCACUCAUCUUAUUUAAAAUGCGCAUA